AUGAGGUGGCCUCUGGGCACCAGCUCCAGCCACAGCCCCACCUGGACAAGGCUGCUUCUAACAGGCACCCUGCUCACAUUCAGCACCUGCUCUGACUCGUUGGAGCUGCCCUCCUCUGUGUCUUUGGAGCCCUUGACCAAAGGAGCCGAUGCCCACCUGCCAGUCCCCAGAAGCCUGGAUGGGGUUCUUUCCACUUCUUGGUUCCGAGGGCAUGAAGUCCGGCCAGAAGCCAUGAUCUUCUCUCCCGAGGGCCUCCCAGGGCCUGGCCACACUGGCCGGGAGACGCUGGACACCCAGGGCAGCCUGAUCAUCAGAAACGUGACGACUUUAGAUGCGGGCAGCUACACGGUGGUGCUGGAAACCAGACGGGGGCGCAGGAGCGCGACGGAGCAGAUACAGUUUAAGGCCACCUAUGAUGGGGUGCAGCUGGUGACAUUCCCGGGAAAUAAACAAGGUGUCCUCCGGAGUGACCUCAACUACUCUGUGAUCCUGCAGUGGGCGGCUUUAAUCACACCUGAACCUGUGCUACGGUGGACCUUCAAUGGGAGACCUCGUGGAACUGGAGAAAGGCUGAUUGUCCACAGGUUGUCCAUGAAGGAUCUGGGCACCUACUUAUGCUUGGCCGAGAAUAGCCAGGGAGUGUACCUCUCCCAGCCUGUGACUAUCAUGCUGCCACAAGCUGAUGUGGAACCCACAGAACCUGCACCCAUCUCCCGGAAUCCCCCGCUCUCCCUGUCAGGAGGAUCUGCCAUUGCUCUCAUCGUGGCCGCAUCUGUGGUAGGCUUGGUACUGGUUGGAAGCGUGCUCUUCACCUUCAUCCAGAAGCUAAGCGUGCGGACUCCCGGCUCGAGCGGAGGAGGCCGGGCGCGUCCUGCCCAGCGGUGCCGAGAGGAAGCCGGCAUGGCCUCUACUUUUCUCUUCACUCGGCGGCGGCUGCUGCUGCAGUUCCUGCUGCGGUUGUUCUGGGCGCCCCUGGGAGCCGGGAUCAAGAUAAUCACAGUGCAGGCCCCACUCCAGGUGUCCGGCUUCCUGGGAGAAACCGUGAUACUUUCAUGCCAACUAUACCCCCUGGAACACGAUGUGACGGUGACGCAAGUGACCUGGACAAAACAGAGACAGGCAGAGCUCGCCCGCAGUGUGGCGGUCUUCCACCCUGCCCAGGGCCCCAGCUUCCACGAGUCCAGCCGGUUGGAAUUCAUGGCCGCCAAGCCCGGUGAGAAGCUGUGGGACGCCUCGCUGGUUGUGCGGGAGUUGCGCGUGGAAGAUGAAGCUAAUUACACCUGCCAGUUCGCCACGUUCCCUAAUGGUGACAAGAGCGCUCGAACCCUGCUCCGUGUGCUCGCCAAGCCCCAGAACAAGGCUGAGACCCUGGACAUCUCGCUCAGCCCGAACCCUGUGCCGGUGGCCCGCUGCGUCUCCGUAGGAGGUCACCCACCUGCCCGCAUCUCCUGGUCCUCAGAUGGAAAGACCAAUACCACCCAGGUGCCAGGGCCCCUGCCCGGCACCGUCACCAUCAUCAGCCUCUUAAUCUUAACACCUUCCAGCCAGAUGGACGGCAGAAACGUCACCUGCAGAGUGGAGCACGAGAGCUUUGAGGAGCCCGUGGUGCUUCCCAUAACCCUGGCUGUGUCUGCCCCCCCCGAGGUUUCCAUAUCCGGCUAUGAUGACAACUGGUACAUCGGCCGUAGAGAGGUUGCCCUGAACUGUGACGUCCGCAGCAAACCAGAGCCCACAGGCUACAACUGGAGCACGACCAACGGAACCCUGCCACCCUCUGCUGUGGCCCAGGGCACUCAGCUCCUGAUUCAUACUGUGGACGAGACCAUCAAUGCGACUUUCAUCUGCCUUGUCACCAAUGCCCUAGGGACCAGCCAGGCAAACGUGACCGUCCUGCUCAGAGAAAGUCCUAGGGAGCAGCCACACGAGGGUUCGUCCUCUAUGACUGUUAUCAUCGUGGCCUCGGUAAUCCUGUUGGUUGUCAUGCUGGUGUUGCUGAUUUGUUACUGCUGGCACAGAAAGUCCCGUCAGAACCAGUACAGUCCCUCUACUAAUGGGAUGGUCAGAUAUUCAGCUGUUGGCAGCAAUUCCCAGGAUCCACCAACAGAGGGCACCAGGUGA
This is a messenger RNA of Rangifer tarandus platyrhynchus (Svalbard reindeer), 2118 nucleotides long. Lineage: Eukaryota; Metazoa; Chordata; Mammalia; Artiodactyla; Cervidae. The record is from the annotation of a GenBank genome assembly.